AUGUUACACUUAUAUUACUUAUCUUUUACUAUUUUUAUGUUUUCUCGUGCUGAAGAAAUUCACGCAGCUUGUGCCCAGAAAUCGCUGAAUGAUACGCUAGAAGAGGAAACAAGGCUCUUAAGAUUUUCGGUGAAAGAAAUAUCUGUUAUAACCCCUUAUCAAUGUGCGGAUGCUUGCUUGAGAGAUACGAGGUGCAAAUCGUUUAAUGUUGAGCGGAAACUCAAUAGCGGUGAUAAAAAGUUGUGCGAACUCAACGACGCCAAGUGGAAUAACGAUAACGACGCAAUUCGAAUUACAGGGUGGGAUUAUUACGGUCUCGAUCACGAAGGCCUGCAAGAGGUAAGCAGAAAUAUUGUGUUUUAUCUGGAACAAUCGAAAUCUGGUCCCUAA
Molecule: messenger RNA, 390 nt
Organism: Porites evermanni
Lineage: Eukaryota; Metazoa; Cnidaria; Anthozoa; Scleractinia; Poritidae
Source: the annotation of a GenBank genome assembly